CGGCAUGGAAGCGGAGCAGGCGCGGGGCGGGAAGCCGCGGAAGGCCGAAGAAGCGGCGCUGAGCCACCCGGGGCAGGAGGAAGAAAAAACACCAAAAGAAAAACCAAAGACAUGUCUUCCAGAAGGCCCUGUGAAAAGCAAGACUUCGAUAAAACAAGCAAGAGUUCUUCUCAAGCGUCUGCCUUCCAAAAAGAGUGAACGCACAAGGCGUGUGUUGCCUCAAAAACGUCUGCUAGAACAAUUUUCUAGCUCUGAAGAGUCCCCAGCUGCAGAUAGCAAAGUCAAGAAAGCCUGUAACCAUCCUUCAAGCCCCCAGAUCAGUGCGGUUGUGUCGGAGGUUUCUCCUAGCCCAGGUGUGGUAGUAGCAGCUGACAAGGAAUCUCAUGUACCUGCUUCAGUUGUAGCAGCCAGCAGUGGUGAUUUGGAGAGCGACGAGGAUCUGGAGAGUGAUACAAACGAUGAGGAAGAAUCCAAGGAGUUAUCAGCUUAUGAGAGGAAGAGACUAAAGAAUAUUACAGAGAAUGCUAAAUUUUUUGCUUCUUUGAAGCUGUUUGAGUCAGCUGCAAGACUUCGUGAAAUGACAGUCAAAAGAAAGUCACAUGGAAUAAAAAGAGUUAAGCCUUCGAAGAAAGAAGCUUGUCGAAGGUCCUUGCGUUUGCAAAGAAUAGAUCCCACAGGUGCUCCCUUGCCAGAAACACCAGGACAUACAGAACUUCCAGCUGAAGAACAUCCCCGUUUGCCACCUGGACCUCUUCAGAUGAUACCUACAGAUCAAGAAGAAAGAACUGAGGACAUUGAAGGAUUCCUGGAUAUGUGGGUGAAAAUCAGUAAGGUAGAACCCCAGAAGACUGAGAAAACUAUAUGUAAUUUAGAAAGUUACAAGGCUAGACUGCGUGGAAUGGUCCUCAGAGAAGAUUGUGUAGCAAAAGUAGUCAAAACUCGAAUUUAUUCUGUGGCUGUCCAUCCAUCUGAAAGCAGAACCCUGGUAGCAGCAGGAGACAAAUGGGGGCAAAUCGGUCUCUGGAAUUUGGACAGCAGACUGGAAGAGCCUGUUCAUUCCUUUGUGAUCCACUGUCAAUCUGUUAACUGUAUGUAUUUUUCUCCAUUUAAUCCUGCUCAUCUUUUGUCCCUGAGCCAUGACGGCACACUUCGAUGUGGAGAUGUAACCAGAGCUGUCUUUGAUGAGGUGUACAGAAAUGAGGAUUACAGUCUUUCCUCGUUUGAUUUCCUGGCAGUUGAUGCCUCCACUUUGGUAGUGGGAAUGUGGGAUGGAAGGAUAGCCGUAGUGGACAAAAGAACACCUGAAAAUUCAGCUGAGAUUUCUGCAGAUCUUAAUUCUGUGACGAGGACUGUCCAUGUUCAUCCAGUCAGCAGAUAUUAUUUCAUUACUGCUGGGGCAAGGAAUGUUAAUAUUUAUGAUGUUCGGCGCCUGAAGGAGAGUGGAAACAAGCCCGUCGUUUCUCUUGCGGGACACACAAAGAGUGUGGCUUCAGCUUAUUUCUCUCCUGUUACUGGAAACAGGGUGGUGACAACUUGUGCUGAUGAUCAACUGAGGAUCUUUGGAACGAAAUGUUUAACAUCUUUAGCCCCUCUUCUCACAACUAUCAAGCAUAACAACAAUACAGGACGGUGGCUAACAAGGUUCAGAGCUGUAUGGGACCCCAGAAGGGACGACUGCUUUGUGGUGGGGAGUAUGUUGCGACCAAGACAGAUCAACGCCUUUCAUGCCAAUGGAGAAUUGGUGCAUUCCUUCUUGAGUGAAGAUCAUCUUGGCUCUGUUUGUUCUAUCAAUGCCUGGCACCCCACCAGGUACAUUGUUGUGGGUGGUAAUUCCAGUGGGCGCCUCCAUGUUUUCAGUGAGUAAAAAAACAAAAGGAAAAAAACCCUAUUGGUUUUUACUGGUUUAAGAAGACAUUUUGUCUAUCUUAGAAAUUUUAGUUUUAAGUUUAUAUCUUAGGACAGUUCAAAAUUAAUAUAUUUGAUUACAUACCUUGAAGUGUUGUAGGUUUCCAGUAAGAGGAAUAAUUAAGGCUUAGUGUUGCAAUUGCAGAAACCUUGUUUGCUCAUAAGGAUAAGCCAGUAUGCUAGUGGAACCCUGGCUUAUCAUUUAUAACUGUCAUGCUACUACAUCGUGUCUGAUCUGUGCUACUGCAAAGAGAAGCAGCUGAACAACCCACAUACCUCCUUUGACCUUGGAAUUCUGAGUGGUUUCUAAACAACAACUGGCUUUCUAGGAACAAAAGAAACAAGAUUUCCAGCUUCACACUGUUGAUGGAGCUUUGCAAGAGCUGCUGGAGCACUUCCUCACCCAAAGUAAGCCAGAAUUUUAAGAUUUGCUGGCUUCAUAUAAUGGCAGGAUGUGCCCAGGAAAUUUCUGCAUAUUUAUGAGCAACAGGCAUUAUCAAAUGGUUUCAGUCUUUCAUACAAGGAUCACCAAGUAAUGUUUAAUGCAGAUGUUAAUUAUAAAUAGUAUUUUGAAAUGAUAGUUUUAGUAUUUCAAGAGUAAAUGGCUUCUUUCUAACAACCAGUUUCUUAAUAAAAAAUAUAAAAAUUCAAAUGCAGUGAUGUCUGUUGGGACCCCAAAUAAUAUCUUAGAUUGUGAAAUUGGCGAUUGCAAAUUAGUGUUUGGUGUGCACACCAUGGUCUGUAUGAACCUUUAAAAUGCACACAAUAAAUGGUUUACAGUU
Messenger RNA from Pogona vitticeps (central bearded dragon), 2687 nucleotides. RefSeq names its product WD repeat domain 76 (gene WDR76). NCBI's taxonomy places the organism in Eukaryota, Metazoa, Chordata, Lepidosauria, Squamata, Agamidae. Gene Ontology annotation, molecular function: protein binding; DNA binding. The record is from RefSeq and is a predicted model, not a curated record. Gene Ontology annotation, biological process: regulation of DNA damage checkpoint. Gene Ontology annotation, cellular component: nucleus.